This is a messenger RNA of Prunus armeniaca (apricot), 354 nucleotides long. The record is from the annotation of a GenBank genome assembly. Lineage: Eukaryota; Viridiplantae; Streptophyta; Magnoliopsida; Rosales; Rosaceae.
AUGGGUUCAUGCAUGUCUAGGGUUACAGAGAUUGAAAACACGACAGACCAGACUCUGGAACUGAGAGAAUGUCCGGAGGGGGAUCCAGAAGGGAAAGGAAGUGAACCAAUUCUGCUUCAUCCGCACAAGUCCAAGUGGAUCCCUGCAACUAUAUUCUGUCAACACAGCCACGAUGCCGCUAGACCACGGCACUUAAUUCUGGUUUCCUCCAACGGGGGUGGAGGGAAUCCUGAGACCUUCGCCACAACUGAUUUCAUCACCUUCGAAAAGUUCGUUAUCUUUCCUAGAGAAAACGGGAACAUCAGGGUCCAGACAUCCCGUGCUAAAGGGACCGGAUUCCGAAGAAUCAAGUAA